Molecule: messenger RNA, 5055 nt
Organism: Auanema sp. JU1783
Lineage: Eukaryota; Metazoa; Nematoda; Chromadorea; Rhabditida; Rhabditidae
Source: the annotation of a GenBank genome assembly
AUGGCGAGUCUUCCCAUAAAGUUUCACGAGCAUUUGCAGUUGUCAAAUGUGGGCAUUCGCCCUCAGACAAUUUGCUUCGCGAAUGUUACGAUGGAAUCCGAUAAGUUUAUCGUUGUUAGGGAAAUGAUCGGAGAAUCUCAACAAGUAGUGAUCAUUGAUUUAUCUGAUCCUGUUAAUCCUCAAAGACGUCCUAUUUCUGCAGAUUCUGUCAUCAUGCACCCUACUGCAAAAAUAAUUGCUCUCAAAUCUGGCAAAACCCUUCAGAUUUUUAAUAUUGAGUUGAAAUCCAAGGUGAAAGCUCAUCAGAACAAUGAAGAAGUUGUGUUCUGGAAAUGGAUUAAUGAGAAAACUAUUGCUUUAGUGAGUGAAUCAGCCGUCUACCAUUGGUCAAUUGAAGGUGAUUCUGCUCCCGUCAAGAUUUUUGAUAGGCAUAUGUCCUUAAAUGGCAGCCAAAUUAUCAACUACAGAGCGGAUAAUGACUGCAAAUGGCUUGUUCUGGUCGGAAUCUCUGCUAGAGAUAAUCGGGUUAUUGGAAGCAUGCAGCUCUACAGUACUGAACGCAAAGUAUCUCAACCAAUCGAAGGACAUGCUGCUUGCUUUGUUCGUUUCAAAUGUGACGGAAACUCACAACCUUCUAACUUGUUCUGUUUCUCUGUAAAGAAUGAAACCGGAGGAAAGUUGCAUAUCAUUGAAGUUGGUCAGCCACCAGCAGGAAAUCAACCUUUUGUAAAAAAAGCCGUCGAUGUUCCAUACACAGCAGAAACUGCUAAUGAUUUCCCAGUCUCCAUGCAGUCUUCUUCGCAACAUGGGAUUGUUUACCUGGUUACCAAGCAUGGAUUUGUACAUUUAUACGAUUUGGAAUCAGGAGCUCGUAUCUAUUCUAACCGUAUUUCCACUGAAACAGUGUUCGUUACCACUGAGUAUCAACAAACUGGUGGAAUAAUGGGAAUCAACAGAAAGGGACAAGUACUAUCUGUCUCGAUCGAUGAGGCUAAUAUGGUUCCGUUUGUCACUCAAACGUUGCAAAAUCCUGACCUAGCUUUGCGUUUAGCUGCUAGAUGUGAUUUACCAGGAGCUGAUGAGUUAUUCAUCCGCAAGUUCAAUCUUCUGUUCGGUAAUAACCAGUUUGGUGAAGCUGCCAAGGUUGCAGCAACUGCCCCUAAGGGCAUUUUGAGAACUGCACAAACUAUCCAAAAGUUCCAACAAUGUCCUGUUAACCCCGGCGGUGGAGCUACUCCUCUUCUCCAGUACUUCGGAAUUCUUUUAGAUCAAGGUAAAUUGAACAAGUACGAAACUCUUGAACUUUGCCGGCCUGUACUCUCUCAGGGAAGAAAAGAGCUAAUCAACAAAUGGUUGAGUGAGCACAAGCUUGAAUGCUGCGAAGAGCUUGGAGAUCUUGUAAGACCACACGAUCCCACAAUUGCUCUUUCGAUCUAUUUGCGAGGAAAUGUUCCUCACAAAGUUGUUCAAUCCUUUGCUGAAACUGGUCAAUUCGAUAAGAUCAUCAUGUAUGCUAAGCGUGUUGGAUUUGAGCCCGACUAUCUCUUCCAAUUGAGACAGAUUCUUCGAUCUGGAAAUCAGGAAGCUGGGGCUAAAUUUGCUCAAAUGCUGGUAUCUGAGUCAGAGAAUGGAGAGCCUUUGGCAGAUUUGAAUCAAAUUAUUGACUGUUUCAUGGAAGUUCAAGCUGUUCAACCCUGCACCUCUUUCCUUCUUGAAGUAUUGAAAGGUGACAAGCCAGAGGAAGGACACCUCCAAACUCGUUUACUUGAGAUGAACUUGUUAGCUCAUCCACAGGUGGCUGACGCUAUCUUGGGUAACAAGAUGUUCAAUCAUUACGAUAGAGCCCAAAUCGGACAAAUGUGCGAAAAAGCUGGACUUCUUCAAAGAGCAUUGGAGCAUUUCACCGAUUUAUACGACAUCAAGAGAACCGUGGUUCAUACUGCUCACUUCCAACUUGACUGGAUCGUCAACUACUUCGGAUCUUUGUCUGUUGAUGACUCUCUUGAGUGCUUGAAGGCUAUGCUAACCCAGAAUAUUCGUCAGAAUCUUCAGGUUGUCGUUCAAAUCGCUUCCAAGUAUCAUGAACAACUCGGAACCGAUAAGCUCAUCGAUAUGUUUGAAACUCACAAGACUUACGAGGGUCUUUUCUACUUCUUGGGAUCUAUCGUAAACUUCAGUCAGGACCCAGAAGUUCACUUCAAAUACAUUCAAGCUGCCACCCGUACUGGUCAAAUCAAGGAGGUUGAACGUAUCUGCCGUGAAUCCAGCUGUUACGAUCCUGAACGUGUUAAGAAUUUCCUUAAGGAAGCUAAACUUACCGAUCAACUGCCACUCAUCAUCGUCUGCGAUCGUCAUGAUAUGGUUCACGAUCUUGUACUUUACUUGUAUAGAAACAGUUUACAAAAGUAUAUUGAAGUUUUCGUACAAAAGGUCAAUGCUGCUCGUCUCCCAAUUGUUGUUGGAGCUCUUCUUGAUGUUGAUUGUAGCGAAGAUGCUAUUAAGCAACUUAUCAUUAACACCCGAGGCAAGUUUGAUAUUGACGAGCUUGUCGCUGAAGUUGAGAAGAGAAACAGAAUGAAGCUCCUCUCUCAUUGGCUCGAGCUUCGUGUUCAAGAUGGAGCUACUGACCCUGCUACUCACAACGCUAUGGCCAAGAUCUACAUUGAUUCUAACAACAACCCUGAUAGAUUCCUCAAAGAAAAUCCUUACUAUGACAGCAAGGUUGUAGGAAAGUAUUGUGAGAAGCGCGAUCCUCAUUUCGCUUUCCUUGCUUAUGAGCGAGGACAAUGUGAUGCUGAACUUAUCAACGUCUGUAAUGAGAACUCUCUCUUCAAGAAUCUAGCCAGAUAUCUUGUCAAGAGAAGAGACUUUGAGUUGUGGGCUCAAGUUCUUAAUGAGGAGAAUCAGCAUAGACGCCAGUUGAUUGACCAAGUUGUUCAAACUGCUUUAUCCGAGACUCAGGAUCCUGAUGAUAUUUCCGCUACUGUUAAGGCCUUCAUGGCAGCUGAUUUGCCUAACGAGCUUAUUGAACUUUUGGAAAAAAUUGUUCUGGACAACUCUGCGUUCUCCGAGCACAGAAACCUCCAGAAUCUUCUUAUCCUCACAGCUAUUAGAGCUGAUCGUUCUCGUGUAAUGGAAUAUAUCCAAAAAUUGGAUAAUUACGAUGCUCCCGAUAUCGCCAAUAUUGCAAUCUCAAGUGAACUUUAUGAGGAAGCUUUCGCCAUUUUCAAGAAAUUUGAUGUUAACAAUAGCGCUAUUAAUGUACUCAUCGAAAACGUUUCUAACCUUGACCGUGCCUAUGAAUUUGCUGAGAAGUGCAAUCAAUCUGAUGUAUGGGCUAGUUUAGCUAAGGCUCAAUUGAGGCAGGAUCUUGUGAAAGAAGCUGUUGACUCCUUCAUCAAGGCUGAUGAUCCAGGAGCUUACAUGGAGGUUGUCGAUAAGUGUUCCCAGACCGGACAUUGGGAAGAUUUGGUUCGUUACCUGCAAAUGGCUAGAAAGAAGUCUAGAGAGUCUUACAUCGAGACUGAGCUUGUUUUCGCUUUAGCUAAGACUGGAAGACUUGCUGAGCUCGAAGAGUUCAUUGCUGGCCCUAACCACGCUCAAGUUUCCCAGAUUGGAGACAGAUGCUUUGACAAUGGAAUGUUUGAAGCUGCAAAGAUUUUGUUCAACAACAUCUCGAACUUCGCCAAGUUGUCUGUUACUCUUGUGAAAUUAGGAGAAUACCAAGGUGCCGUUGAUGCUGCUCGUAAAGCUAACAGCACCAAGACUUGGAAACAAGUCUGUUUCGCCUGUGUUGAAAACUCUGAGUUCCGUCUGGCUCAAAUGUGUGGACUUCAUAUCGUUGUUCAUGCUGACGAGUUGGAAGAGCUUAAUAAUUUCUAUCAAGAUCGGGGUCAUUUCGAGGAGCUCAUCUCUCUGUUAGAAGCUGCUUUGGGACUUGAACGUGCUCAUAUGGGAAUGUUCACCGAGCUAGCUAUUCUUUACAGCAAAUAUAAGCCCGAGAAAAUGCGAGAGCAUCUUGAGCUAUUCUGGAGUCGUGUUAACAUUCCUAAGGUGUUACGCGCUGCAGAGCAAGCUCACUUGUGGGCUGAGUUGGUAUUCUUGUAUGAUAAGUAUGAAGAGUAUGAUAAUGCUGCUCUUACCAUGAUGCAACAUCCAACUGAGGCUUGGAGAGAACAACACUUCAAAGAAGUUAUUGCUAAAGUCGCUAAUGUUGAAUUGUACUACAAAGCCAUGCAAUUCUAUUUGGACUUCAAGCCUUUGUUGAUCAAUGAUUUGCUCAGCGUACUUUCACCAAGACUGGACCAUUCUCGAACUGUUCAAUUCUUCGUCAAGCAGAAUCAUAUUCCUCUUGUCAAGCCAUAUCUUCGUCAGGUUCAGAACCAGAACAACAAAGCCAUCAACGAGGCUCUUAAUCAACUCUUCAUUGAUGAAGAAGAUUAUACUGGUCUUCGUGCUUCAAUUGACGGUCAUGACAAUUUCGACAACAUUUCUUUGGCUCAACAGCUUGAAAAGCAUGCUUUGGUCGAGUUCCGCAGAAUCUCUGCUUACCUCUUCAAGGGUAACAAUCGUUGGAAACAAUCGAUUGAGCUCUGCAAAAGAGACAAGCUUUAUAAGGAUGCCAUGGAAUAUGCCGCUGAAUCUCGCUCAGCAGAGUUGGCUGAAGAGCUCAUCUCUUUCUUCUUGGAAGAAAGACUCUUCGAUUGCUUUGCUGCUUCCCUCCAUCAUUGUUACGACUUGCUCCAUCCUGAUGUUAUCCUUGAGUUGGCCUGGAAACAUAAGAUUAUGGACUUUGCUAUGCCAUACAUGGUUCAAGUUCUUCGUGAUUACCAUACCAGAAUCGAGAGAUUGGAACGAGCUGAUGCAGAACGAAAGGAAGAAGCUAGAGAAAACCAGCAGCAGAAUGGAAUCACCAUGGAACCCCAGCUUAUGUUAACCUAUGGUGCUGGAAUGCCUGCUUACGGAUCAACUCCAGCUGCACCAGGAAUGUAUGGGCAACCAUCCUAUCCUAUCCAACCUCCUUUCCCGGGAUCCAACGGUGGUCCUUACAUGUAA